UUGAGCCACAGCGCUCGAGUCUCUCGUCAGAAGAACCCAUCACUAUGUCGAACGGCCGAGCCCACACUAGGGACUUAGAAUGGAAAUCUGAUGAUGCAUUUGCGUACCAGCAGAAUGCCAGGGCAUUUCGAAAAGGAAUCACCACCGAUGAGGCCAUGGGGUAUUACUCACAAUACUAUCAACAGUAUGAAGAGGAUCUCCGGCCAGGACGGUACAACGGUCCCCGGAUUGCUGCUGAUGCUGUUGCCCGCUACUACCCCCGGGACAGGAACCAGAAGAAGGUCAUUGACAUUGCCGCAGGGACGGGAUUUGUUGCUGAGAAUUUGAAGGCACAUGGCUUCAUGCACGUGGACGCCCUUGAACCAUCGACCAACAUGAUUGCUCGGGCCAAAGAGAAGGGCCUGUAUCAAAAGAUCUACGAAAACUUGUUAGGACAAGAUCCUUUACCAAUAGCAGCUGAUACGUACGACUGUGCAGUUAUUUGCGGUGGGUUUGGAGAAGGCCAUAUUCCAUGUUGUGGAUUAUAUGAACUCCUCCGGAUUACAAAACCAGGCGGUGUGAUAUGCAAUGUGAUGAGAGAAGAAUACUUAAAUGAAGUGGAGGAAUACAGAGAAUGUCUCGAGCCAAUGAUGAACUCGUUAGAAAAAGCAGGAAGGUGGACAUUGGUCUCACGUGACGUCGUUCCUGACUAUUUUAUUGACCUGCCAGGGAUUGUAUUCAUGUACAAUGUUAACUGAAAUCUUGGUUAAUAACGACCGUCAUAUGCCAAUUAAAUUUGAUGUCAACAUACUCAAUAAUAAUGUAUAUCAUUCAAAGGGCGUUUUAUAUGAAGUAAUAAAAACUUCGUCCUCUGUUGAAAA
Messenger RNA from Haliotis rubra (blacklip abalone), 860 nucleotides. RefSeq names its product methyltransferase-like protein 27. Bases 45 to 737 code for a protein of 230 amino acids. The transcript is spliced from 5 exons. The record is from RefSeq and is a predicted model, not a curated record. NCBI's taxonomy places the organism in Eukaryota, Metazoa, Mollusca, Gastropoda, Lepetellida, Haliotidae.